AGCUUCCCCAAUAGUUAUUGCCUUAGGUGGCUUUUGUUUUCCUUUGUGUUCAAUAUCUGCCAGCUUAGCAGAUAGACUCUGCGCUCCUUCGCCGUUGCUCAAGUUGGCUUCCAACAUUAUAGGCUUUCCAUGUCCUCGGAUCAUUGCUGUUCUUUUUCACAACCUUCACUCUUUCCUAUUUGUUUGUUUGCUGUAGCUUCUCGGAUGUUCUCCCGCAACACGUUUGUGAUGUCGCGAUGGAGGUCCGCGUUGCCGACGUUUGUGCGUCGAGCAGUACAGGUGGAUCAAAUGGAGCUGGACUCUGCCCUGUCGCAAAUGUACUCGCUCUGCACAAACCCGUCUCUUGUCAGCAAGAUGAGUCGAGCACGCAUGAUGACGAAAGGCCACUAUUACCGCGACGACCCGGCCUUUCUGGUGCUACAACUCGGCUUCAUUGUUAUUUCCACUUUAGCGUAUGGCCUAGUCAUGGCAUCCUCAGCGGGAGCUGUGUUUUUUACGAUCUUCAGCAGUGUACUACUGUUUCUUAUAAGCGGGCUUGUUCUCGCGUGUAUUGGUCGCGCCGUGGCGGUAAUGUACCUUCCUUCUACGUCCUUGUCCCACGGAAGCAACACAGGCGGCGCCGCUUCGGGUCCCAGCACCGGUCUCGACGUCUUCAAUGACUACCUGCGGUCGGAUGUGGACUGGCGCUACGCGUUUGAUGUGCAUUGCAACGGAUACCUCACCUACUUUAUUUGGACCCAGGUAAUCCAGUAUCCUUUCAUCUUCAUCACGUCGUGUUACCCUUUCUUAGCCAACGCGUUCUACCUCGUCGGGGUGCUAACGUACAUCUAUAACGUCUUUUUGGGCUACCUAGAGAUACCUUCGCUGUCGCACCAGCAGCGCCUGCUCUAUCCAGCGCUAGCUGCACUAGCAUUGUACGUUCUCUUUUGCAUCGACAACGUUAAUAUCAGUGCCGCGAUUUGGCGAUGGUCGUGGGGGACUGCUUAUUACUAA
This is a messenger RNA of Leptomonas pyrrhocoris, 993 nucleotides long. RefSeq lists its product as hypothetical. Lineage: Eukaryota; Euglenozoa; Kinetoplastea; Trypanosomatida; Trypanosomatidae. The record is from RefSeq and is a predicted model, not a curated record. The coding region runs from base 229 to 993 and encodes 254 amino acids. Gene Ontology annotation, cellular component: Golgi membrane. The transcript has a single exon.